Messenger RNA from Mustela lutreola (European mink), 1653 nucleotides. It is a transcript of the gene MTG1, whose product is annotated as mitochondrial ribosome associated GTPase 1. Bases 66 to 1130 code for a protein of 354 amino acids. NCBI's taxonomy places the organism in Eukaryota, Metazoa, Chordata, Mammalia, Carnivora, Mustelidae. Gene Ontology annotation, cellular component: mitochondrion. The record is from RefSeq and is a predicted model, not a curated record. Gene Ontology annotation, molecular function: GTP binding; GTPase activity. The transcript has 12 exons.
GCGGGCGGGCCGGUCCGUCGCGGGAGCGGUCCCCCCGCGCCGCGCUGUGCCUGGGACGCGGCGCCAUGCGGAUGGCCUUGCACGCGCUCUGCGGCGCCGCGGGGGCCGCCUGGCGGGAGAGCUUCCCCCUGCGCGGUCGGGACGUGGCGCGCUGGUUCCCGGGACACAUGGCCAAGGGGCUGAAGAAGAUGCAGAGCAGCCUGAAGCUGGUGGACUGUAUCAUCGAGGUCCAUGACGCCCGGAUUCCACUUUCAGGCCGCAAUCCUCUGUUUCAGGAAACUCUUGGGCUUAAGCCGCACGUGCUGGUCCUCAACAAAAUGGACUUGGCGGAUCUGAAGCAGCAGCAGAGGUAUUCGCACGCAAUUUCUCAGAAUGACGAGCCUCCCUCUAUGUCUACGGUCCAAAAGACCAAGAAAAUCAUACAACACUUAGAAGGAGAAGGCCUAAAAAAUGUUGUUUUCACCAACUGCGUGAAGGAGGAGAACAUCAAGCAGGUCAUACCGCUGGUCAGAGGACUGGUUGAGGGCAGCUACCGCUAUCAUCGAGGAGAGAACCUGGAGUACUGUGCCAUGGUGAUUGGGAUCCCCAACGUGGGCAAGUCCUCACUCAUCAACGCACUCAGGAGACAGCACCUCGGGAAAGGAAAAGCUACCAGGGUCGGCGGUGAGCCCGGGAUCACCAGAGCUGUGAUGUCCAGAAUUCAGGUGUGUGACCGGCCACUGAUGUUCCUGCUGGACACUCCUGGGGUGCUGUCCCCACGGAUUGAAAGUGUGGAGAUGGGCCUGAAGCUGGCCCUGUGCGGAACCGUGCUGGACCACCUGGUGGGGGAGGAGACCCUGGCCGACUACCUUCUCUACACCCUCAACAGGCACCGGCUCUUUGGGUACGUGCAGCACUACGGCCUGGACGGGGCCUGUGAUGACAUCACCAGUGUGCUGAAGCGGGUGGCUGUGAGGCUGGGAAAGACGCAGAAGGUGAAGGUGUUCACAGGCACAGGGGACGUGAACGUCAUCCAGCCCAACUACCCCGCGGCAGCCCGAGACUUCCUCCGGACCUUCCGCAGUGGGCUGCUCGGCCCAGUGAUGCUGGACAGGGAUGUCCUGCAGAGCCUCCCCUUGGCAGCCCCCUGAGUGGGUCCAGCUGGCAGGGGCCUCACCCCAGCCUGGCCCUCGACACCGGAGAUUGGGAUAUCCCAGGCCCUCACACCCAAGAAGCUGACGCUGGGACUCCCUUUCCUAGAAUCUCCAUGCUGGUCCCCGUACGGUACUCGGGUCUUGUCUCUAGGAAGGAGCCUGUACCUGCCACCACCGCACAGCCUGGCCAGCUGCUGGUUACAGGGCACGGUGCCCAGGGUCUGGACAUUGGGACUGCUGACAUGCCGGAGCUGUCCCUGUGCGGUGCACACCUGCUGAGUAUCUCUUAGGGAGAAGCUGACGUUUUCUCCGGAGCUGAAAGUGCAGUCUGCAGUUAAAUGUUUUAGAAGGCCUGUCUCUGCUGGCGGCGCGUCUGUUGUGCGCAGUAGCACCGUGGGCCCACGCGUUAAGGCCCGUGUCUCAGCCAGAGCAGUCAGGAUGUGAGCCAUGCUGUCGGGGCUCUCGUGUUAGGUCCUCCUAACGCCCUGGGUCCUGCAAUAAAGACGGGUCUGUUUGCCAA